AUGAUUCGGCCAGCGAUAGCAUCGGUUUCAUUAGGAAGGGCAUCAGCCGGGCAUGAUAUCAUCCAGAAACUUCACCAGGCUAGUCUGAACGGAUUUGAAGGCGUUGAGAUAUUCUUUGAGUGUUUGGAAGCUCUCGCCUCCACAAACCACAAGGUUGAAAAAUCACCAGACAAGCAAGAAAUUCUCGAUGCAGCUACAGAGGUGCACAGAAAAUGCAAAGAAUUGAAUCUGAAGGUCGUAUGUCUACAACCUUUUCUAUACUUUGAAGGAUUGUUGGAUGAGACACAACGGCAGCACAGGCUGGAAGACCUUGUGUUCUGGUUCGAGAUAUGUGAAAUUCUCGAAACAGAUUUAGUACAAAUUGCAUCGAACUUUCAACCUCAUGGGACUACUGGUAAUGUGGACCACAUUGUCGCAGAUCUAUCGACCGCUGCAACCCUCGGAUCACAAAGGUCGUACCCGAUCCGAUUUGCAUAUGAAGCUAUUAGCUGGGGAACACACAUUGAUACCUGGGAACAGGCCUGGGAAAUUAUCACUCGAGUCAACCUUCCAAAUUUUGGCAUGUGUCUAGAUACCUUCCACAUCGCCGGUCGCGUGUGGGCAGACCCGACCUCGGAACAAGGAUUGAAUCCUGAUGCUGAUCAUGAACUCGACCAAUCACUAAGAAGAUUGGUGGCGGAAAUGGACCCAAGGAAAAUAUUUUACGUGCAACUAUCAGAUGCUGAACGGCUGAGAAGUCCGAUGCGUCGUGGACAUCCUCUUUAUCAAGAUUCAAUGAAACCGAGAAUGUUAUGGUCGCGAAAUGCAAGGCUUUUCCCGUUCGAGGAUGACCGAAGAGCAUAUCUGCCAAUUUGGAAGAUCUGUUAUGCGUUGUUCGUUGAAAUGAAAUGGGAAGGAUGGGUCAGUGAGGAGGUCUUCCAUAAGUCAUUAUAUACACCAGGAGAUACGGUCGUGAGUGAUCUUGCUAAAAGAGCCAAGGUGUCCUGGGAUCUCUUGGAUGAGAAGCUAUCUUUGGCGGCUGGGAACUCUCAGGUCAGACAAAGGGAGAGGUUGUAG
This is a messenger RNA of Exophiala bonariae, 1056 nucleotides long. RefSeq lists its product as uncharacterized. The record is from RefSeq and is a predicted model, not a curated record. NCBI's taxonomy places the organism in Eukaryota, Fungi, Ascomycota, Eurotiomycetes, Chaetothyriales, Herpotrichiellaceae. Bases 1 to 1056 code for a protein of 351 amino acids. The transcript has a single exon.